Messenger RNA from Daucus carota subsp. sativus, 4214 nucleotides. Its product is annotated as splicing factor-like protein 1. Gene Ontology annotation, cellular component: nucleus. The record is from RefSeq and is a predicted model, not a curated record. NCBI's taxonomy places the organism in Eukaryota, Viridiplantae, Streptophyta, Magnoliopsida, Apiales, Apiaceae. The transcript has 2 exons. Gene Ontology annotation, biological process: regulation of mRNA splicing, via spliceosome. Gene Ontology annotation, molecular function: mRNA binding; zinc ion binding. Bases 76 to 2184 code for a protein of 702 amino acids.
GACACAAAAUCCUAAUCUUAAACUUCAUUAGCUCUUGUCUGACCCCUCUUUCCAAAACCCUAAAUCUCAUUUCUCAUGGACUCCACUGAAACCCUAAUUCCUCCCCCAAUUCCCACCUCACCAGACACCAACCCCAACACCACUCUUGCAGAACACGAAAACACGACACGAACACGACGAAAGAGCCGAUGGGACCCAGUAACAGAACCCAACAACCCAGAGAAGAAGAAAAAGUCAAGGUGGUCAGAGGAGGAGCCAAAGCAAGCAUUCCAGCUGCCUGACUUCAUGAAGGACUUCACUCAAGGUAUGGACACUGACCCUGCUGUGCAAGCUCUCAAUUCUCGAUUACUCGAAAUUAGUCAGAUUUUACAAGCUAAUGUUCAGUUAGAUGAUAGGCCUGAUAAUGCUAGAUCACCUUCACCUGAGCCAUUGUAUGAUAAUAUGGGAAUUAGGAUUAAUACGCGAGAGUUUCGUGCUAGGGAGAGGCUUAAUAGGGAGAGACAGGAGAUAAUUGCGUUGAUUAUUAAGAGGAAUCCUGCUUUUAAGCCGCCUGCGGAUUAUAGGCCACCUAAGUUGUAUAAGAAGUUGGGGAUCCCGAUGAGGGAGUUUCCGGGGUAUAAUUUUAUAGGGUUGAUAAUUGGGCCGAGAGGGAAUACGCAGAAGAGGAUGGAGAAGGAGACUGGGGCGAAGAUUGUGAUUAGGGGGAAGGGGAGUGUGAAGGAAGGUAGGUUUGGGCAGAAGAGGGAUUUGAAGUUUGAUUCGUCGGAUAAUGAGGAUUUGCAUGUUUUGGUUGAGGCGGAUAAUCAGGAGUCGCUGGAUGCGGCAGCGGGGAUGGUGGAGAAGUUGUUGAGGCCGGUUGAUGAAGGGUUGAAUGAGCAUAAGAGGCAGCAGUUGAAGGAGCUGGCGGCAUUGAAUGGGACGAUUAGGGAUGAUGAGUUUUGUAGGUUGUGUGGUGAGGCGGGGCAUAGGCAGUAUGCGUGUCCGUCGAGGUUGUCGACUUUUAAGAGUGAGGUGUUGUGUAAGAAUUGUGGCGAUGGGGGGCAUCCGACUAUUGAUUGUCCUCUGAAAGGGACGGCGGGGAAGAAGAUGGAUGAUGAGUAUCAGAACUUUCUGGCAGAAUUAGGUGGGAGUGUUCCGGAAUCUAAUACUAAGCAUAGCACGCCGUUAGCUAUUAUGGGGUCUGAGAAUUCUGGAAGUAAUCCUUCUCCUUGGGCAAAUAAUAGUACUGCUGGAAGUAAUGGUAGCAGUUUACAUCCAGGUCUUGGAAGUAUUGUACCCAAGAUUGGAAAAGAAAUUGAUCAUACAAAUUUGUAUAUUGGUUACUUGCCUCCUACUAUGGAAGAUGAUGAACUAAUAAGAUUGUUUCAGCCUUUUGGAGAUAUCGUAAUGGCCAAGGUUAUCAAAGAUAGAAUGACUGGACAGACUAAAGGUUAUGGUUUCGUUAAGUUUUCGGAUGUUGAGCAAGCCAAUCAGGCAACUGCUAGCAUGAAUGGUCAUCGACUGAAUGGAAGAGCAAUUGCAGUACGAGUUGCAGGGAUACAACCCCAGCCUGUUGUCCCCCCUGGACCUCCUGCUCCACCUGCGCCUAUGUACCCUGGUCCCAACCACGGGUAUGGUGGAUACCCAUCUCAACAGAUGCAGUCAGGUGGUUCUCUUGGGAUUGCACCACCAGGUAGCUACAUGGGUCCUCCUCCUCCUUGGAGGCCUCCACCACCUCCUUAUGGAGGUUACCCUCCUCCCCCUCCUCCGGGGUCAAACAUGUAUGGCCCUUACCAGGGUCAAUCCAUGCCCCCUUAUGCCAUGCAAUAUCCCCCACCGGGACAAACAGCCACACCGGAUCAGAACUUGGCAAAUGCUGAACCACAGCAAAUUUAUUCUGCUGGAAUGCAAUCUCAAAGUAACACAUCUGCAUCUAACAAUAUAUAUGGCAACUCGGCAGCAGGAAUGGCCCCAAACUCGCAACCAACUUAUCCUCCAUCUUCAGGGGGUUAUGCUUCUUAUUAUGGAGUAAAUCCCCCACCUCCGGCUGUACCGCAAUCUUCAGCUGAACAACAGAGUUUUGCAAGUGCUCCAUGGGCUGUGAAUCCGCCAUUGCCUCCAUCAGUCCCAUCUGCAGAUCAAAAUCAGCAGACUACAUAUGGAGCGGACCCGGAGUACGAGAAGUUCAUGGCUGAGAUGAAAUGAAACAGUAUGUUGGCAAGGAUCAAUGGAUCAUAACUCAAAUGGUGUGGUUUCUUGGAGCUCUUGUCAGCCUUAUUACUUUCGUGUUGCAUUUCACUUCAACUUGUUGGAAGUUUCAGACUCACAUCUUUACUCUUGCUGUGCUAUUGUUACUAUUGCAGAAAUCUUUAAGUCAAUCCGGUUGAUUUCUUGCUCCAGCUGGAAGUCUUUUGAGGGCUUUUCAAGUCUGAAUGGUGCUAAAUGCUAAUAUUUCUCAUUGACAGUUGCCUCCAUUGAAUUAUUUUGAGACUUAUAUUUCAAUUUCAGGGAACAGAUGCUAACAUUUCUGUCUGUUUUAUUUUGAUAUAACCGUUGAUUACUGCUUUUAAAUGUUUUGUUCAAUUCAUAAUAAUCUUGGUUUGUAAACUUUUAUUUGUUUCUUUUAACGCAAGACAUAAAUUGGUUCUUCUCUGUGUUUCUUUUUUUGUACUGCUAUACUUGGCAAGGAUUCAGUGUGAACCUCACUUUGGGGUGGAUGUACAUUCAAGGUAGUACAGUUAUUGAUCAUUUUGUUGCAUCUCAUCUGCCUUGUGAGGGUGUUGAAUCUCAUCUGCCUCCCAAGGGUGUUGAGAUCCCAAAUACUAUUUCGCAGCUGGUAACUCUGGUAAGUAGAAGACUUCUUUUUAUUUUGACAACUAAAAAGAACUUACCGUUCUUUUAGUAGGAAUCAAUCUCUAUCUCCUUGAUGAAAUAGUAGAGUUUGAAGCUACAAAAAUUAGGUUUGUGAAUUAAGUUUGUACUUCCAUUUGUCAAAUAUCUGAACAUGGAACUGCAGGGUUGUCCUAAGUCUAACUAAGCUAAAUCUGAUAGUUGACAAGUAGAGCAUAACGUGUUAUACCAAUUUUAUGGCAUAUUGUACCCGUCAAAUUAUUACUUUAAUAGAUUAUAAUUUGACUUGAAAUUAUCCAGCAAGUCACCAGUUAUGGUAAUGCCACUGACAACCUGUAGAAGAUCUACAUUAUGAUUGAAUAAUCAUUUGUAAGAAGGUAGACACGUAAUAAAUAAAUUGCUUGAUUAAUAUUAUAUAUAAUAACGGGCUAGCUUAUUAGCUCAAGACACUUAAACAGAUUUAGUUCGGGUGGCAUUUUUGUCUUUUUGUGCUGUAAUUUCUUCUUCCCUCUUCUCUCUUCACAUGUAUUGAAUUUUAAAACAGUCAUUUUGAUUAUUUUAGAUCAAAUUAAUCUGAGUUGGUUUAUAGACAUAUGCUGCUAGUUGCCAAAUGCUUGACUAAUUGCUAAAGGAGACAACAAAAGUAUCUUCAUCUACUAAAUCUAUAGGAAGGAUAUUCCUUUUAUCUGCCUAGAUGAUUUUUACAAGAUUUGGAAACUUAAAAAUUUUAAUCCAUCCCACUAGAGCUGUCCAUGAAGCUUCUUUUGUCCCAUGGCAUAGAUGCAGGUUGGUGUUAGGAAUCUGUUUCAGAAGUUAUUGCAGAGGAUUUGGAUUUAUUGAUAUGCUUAGACGGCUUGACCUGUCCGAAAAAUAGUUCACCCACUUGAGAAGUGAAAACAUGCCUUCACAUUAGUCUUUUAAUUAUUGCCAGUUACAGCCUGAAAAGUAAUGAAGCGUUUUCACUACUGACAUGCUGUAUUUUGUGGUAGGUAACCGAUUUUUUUGGCCAAAAACAUAUGACCUGUAUUUUCCUGCAGUUUAAGGUUACAUUGUGGUCAUUUCAGUUAGUUUGAACUUUAGAUGGCAUCAGAUCGGUAAGUGAUACAAUCUUUAGCAGUCAUUAAAGGACUGUGCAACCCAUUUUUGGAAGUAAAGCUAGCAGUCAAGGUCCUCAAGGAUGAGUUCAAGCCAGAUUGGUCGUAUACCUCCCACUUGCUGUUUGGAAGUAGGAAGGAAAUUAGGAGGCAGCUUUGCUCUUCAUUGUGGUAGCUAAAUAGUAGCAGCACUUGUAUCUUAUUUGUGAAUGUUCCCAUAUCCUAUCUGGUGUAUAUACUUUUUAAAUAUAUUGGACUCUUCUCCUCUUGAAGGAUAAGCUCUCGUCAUUA